AUGUUUUUAUUCUUUCUUUCUUUUGAAUAUUUUAGAUUAGCAGCACAUAUCAAUGAUUAUCAAUGUUAUCAAAUUGAAUUAUGUCGUGGUUAUGAUUAUGUAUCCUUUCAUGAAGAUCUAAAGAAACUUUAUCAUAUAGCUGGUAUAGAUAAUAAACCAACUGUAUUCUUAAUAACAGAUAAUCAAAUUAUUAUAGAAGAAUUCCUUGAAGAUAUUAAUAAUAUAUUGAAUUCCGGUGAAGUAUCAAAUCUAUUCGAUAAUGAUGAAUAUGAACAUAUUAUUAAUGAUUGUCGGUUAGCAGCGAAAGAAUAUGGUAUCAUUGAAGGGAAUCGUAAUGGAAUUUAUGAAUUUUUUAUUAAUCGUAUUAAAAAUAAUUUACAUAUUGUAUUAUGUAUGUCACCAAUUGGUAUUAAUUUUCGUAUAAGAUGUAGAAUGUUUCCAUCAUUAAUUAAUUGUUGUAUCAUUGAUUGGUUUAUUGAAUGGCCUAAAGAAGCAUUAUAUAAUGUUGCUAUGUAUACAUUUUCACAAGAGGAUUUUGGUUCAAAUGAACUUAAAGAAUCUAUAUCAAAAUUAUCUACCGAUAUUCAUUUAAGUGUUUCAGAAGCAGCUGUACGUUUUUAUAAUGAAUUAAAACGUCAUUAUUAUACUACACCGACAAGUUAUUUAGAAUUGCUUGGAUUAUAUAUGACAAUGUUGAAUAAAAAAACAAAAGAAUUAACUGAUGGACGUGAUAAAUUUCGUAAUGGUUUAAAUAAAAUAUUAGAAACUAAUGAUUUAAUUGCUAAAAUGGAAACGGAACUAACAGCAUUACGUCCAACACUUGAAGCAAAACAACGUGAUACAGAAAAAUUGAUGAUAAAAUUAAGUGAAGAUCAAGAACAGGCUGAUAUUGUUCGUAGUCGAGUUAAAGAAGAUGAAAUGUUGGCUAAACAAAAAGCAGCUGAAAAUCAAAUUAUAGCUGAUGAUGCACAACGUGAUUUAGAUGAAGCAAUACCAGCAUUGGAAGCAGCUAAUAAAGCACUUGAUUCAUUAGAUAAAAAUGAUAUAUCUGAAAUUCGUGUAUUCACUAAACCACCACAAUUAGUACAAACUGUUAUGGAAGCUGUUUGUAUUAUGCUUGGACAAAAAGGUGAUUGGGCAACAGCUAAAAUUGUAUUGAAUGAUUCGAAUUUUUUAAGAAAAUUAGUUGAAUAUCCAAAAGAUGAUAUAACUGAUGGACAAUUGAAAAAAUUAAAAAAAUUUAUUGAUAAUCCUGAAUUUAUACCAGAAAUUGUUGAAAAAACAAGUAAAGCUUGUAAAUCAAUGUGUAUGUGGGUUAGAGCAUUGAAUUUAUACGCGCAUAUAUUUCGUACUGUGGAACCAAAAAGGAAACGUUUAGAAGAAGCGAAUGCAGAUUUAGAUAUUGUCAUGCGUAAACUUCAACAAAAACAAUUAGAAUUAUUCAAUGUAGAACAAAAAAUUACAUUAUUACAACAAGAAUAUCAUCAAUCCAUAAAUGAAAAAAAGAAACUAGAACAAUAUUUAACAUUAAUAUCAACUAGAUUAAAACGUGCUAAUAAAUUAACCACUGGUUUAAUGGAUGAACAAGAACGUUGGAAAUUAUCUAUAGAACAAUAUAAUAUACAAUUAAAUCAUAUUAUAGGUGAUGUAUUUAUAGCAUCCGCUUGUAUAGCUUAUUAUGGUGCAUUUACAAUUAAUUAUCGUUAUGAUUUAAUGCAACAAUGGAUUCAUCGUUGUCAUGAAUUAAAUAUAUGUGUUAGUGAAGAAUUGACUUUAUUUCAUAUUCUUGGUAAUUUAUAUGAAAUAAGACAAUGGACAAUACAAGGUUUACCAAAAGAUUCAUUUAGUAUAGAUAAUGCUAUUUUAGUUACACAUUCAAGACGUUGGCCAUUAUUUAUUGAUCCACAAGAACAAGCUAAUCGUUGGAUACGUACAAUGGAAUUACAAAAUCAAUUAAAAAUUAUUAAAUUAACCGAUUCAAAUUUAUUAAGAAUCUUAGAAAAUUGUAUACGUCUUGGUUUACCAUUAUUAAUUGAAGAUAUUGCUGAAACAUUAGAUCCUUCAUUAGAAUCCAUUUUAUUAAAACAAACUUUUAUGUCUGGUGGUCGUUUAUUAAUACGACUUGGUGAUAAUGAUAUAGAAUAUAAUCAAAAUUUUCGUUUAUAUAUAACAACUAAAUUAUCUAAUCCACAUUAUUUACCUGAUAUAUCAAUUAAAGUAACAAUUAUUAAUUUUACUGUUACAUUAAAUGGUUUAGAAGAUCAAUUAUUAAAUGAUGUUACUAGUAUUGAAAGACCAGAAUUAGAAGAACAACGUAAUCAAUUAAUUGUUAAAAUUAAUACAGAUAGAAAUCAAUUAAAAGAAACAGAAAAUAGAAUAUUGAAAUUAUUAUUUGAAUCUGAAGGUAAUAUAUUAGAUAAUGAAGAUUUAAUUAAUACAUUAAAUGAAUCUAAAAUAAAAUCAAGUGAAAUCACAAAACGUUUAACUGAAGCAACAUUAACAGAACAAAAAAUUACAAUAGCACGUUCAAAAUAUUUACCAAUUGCUACACGUGGUUCUGUUAUGUAUUUUGUAAUAACAUCUAUGGCUGAAAUUGAUCCAAUGUAUCAAUUUUCAUUGAAAUAUUUCAAAAAUUUAUUCAAUACAACGAUACAAAAUUGUCCAAAUGUCACUACAUUAGAUGAACGUAUACAAAUUUUAAUAGAUUCUAUUACUAUAGCAACAUAUAAUAAUAUUUCACGUGGUUUAUUUGAACGACAAGGACAAGGUCCAAAAGCGGAGAAAUUAAUUCAUGAAGCAUGUAAAUUAGGUGAUUGGGUAUUUUUACAGAAUUGUCAUUUAGCUGCUUCAUGGAUGAUUCGAUUAGAAGAAAUAGUGAAACAACUUGCUGAAAAUCCUAAAUCAACACAUACAGAUUUUCGUUUAUAUUUAAGUUCAAUGCCAUCAAAAUCAUUUCCAAUAUCUGUAUUACAAAAUUCAGUAAAAGUAACUAAUGAACCACCAAAAGGAUUAAAAGCAAAUCUUAUUCGAGCAUUGAAUGAUAUAUCAAUGGAAUCAUUUAAUACACAUGUGUUAAGAAAUGAUUGGCGUAAAUUAGUAUUUGGUAUUUGUUUCUUUCAUUCAAUUAUAUUGGAAAGAAAAAAAUUUGGACCACUUGGAUGGAAUAUUAAUUAUGAUUUUAAUGAUUCGGAUCGUGAAUGUGCAUUAUUAAAUUUAGAAAUGUUCUGUCAUGAAUCUUAUAUACCAUGGGAUGCUUUAACGUAUAUUACAGCUGAAAUUACAUAUGGUGGACGUGUCACUGAUUUCUGGGAUCAAAGAUGUUUACGUACAAUACUUCAACGUUUCUUUCAUCCAUCUACAUUAAAAUCAGAUUAUGUUUAUUCAUCAUCUGGUAUUUAUUAUCCACCAACUAAAGAAACUUUAAUAGAAUAUAUGGAAUAUGUAUCUAGUCUUCCAUUUAGUUCAGGACCUGAAUUAUUUGGUAUGAAUGAAAAUGCUAAUUUAGUAUAUCAGCUUCAGGAAACAAAUAAUCUAUUAUCUGUUAUUCUUAAUGUUCAACCACGUACAAAUACAAUGAGUACAGGGAAAACAAAUGAUGAUAUGGUUUAUGAACAAGCUGAUUCAAUAUUGAAAAAAUUACCAGAAAAAAUUAAUAUUGAAGAUGCACGUCCAGAUUUAUUUGAUACGGAUAGUAAAGGUCGGAUAGAUUCAUUGACUACUGUACUGACUCAAGAAAUUGAUCGAUUUAACAAACUAUUAAAAAUUAUCAAAAAUUCUUUGAAACAACUUCAAAAAGCAAUUAAAGGUUUUAUUGUUAUGUCAGAAGAUUUGGAAGGUGUAUACACGGCAUUUUUACAAAAUUCUGUACCAGAAAUUUGGUCAUCUAAAUCAUAUCCAAGUUUAAAACCAUUAGGUAGUUGGAUAAAAGAUUUAGUACUACGUUGUGAUUUUAUUAACACAUGGAUGAUUAGAGGAAAACCUCUUUCAUUUUGGAUAUCUGGAUUCUUUUUUCCUCAAGGUUUUCUAACUGGAAUUUUACAAAAUUAUGCACGAAAAUAUAACUAUCCAAUUGAUCAUUUAACAUUUCAUUUCAAUGUUUUACCAUAUUAUCGUAAUCAAGAAGAAAUUUCUAUAGCUAUAUCAAAACUUCGUUUAGGUGAAAUAUUAGAAGUUGAUAAAAUGAUAAAUAAACCAAAAGAUGGUGUACUUGUACAUGGAUUAUUUAUGGAUGGUUUCAGAUGGGAUGAUAAAACAAUGCAAAUAACUGAUUCUAUAUUAGGUGAAAUGUUAUCUAUUAUGCCAAUAAUACAUAUGAAACCAGAAAUGGAUUAUAUACCAGAUUCAAAUGAUUAUAUUGCACCAUUAUAUAAAACUGCAGCCAGAGCUGGUGUAUUAUCAACAACAGGUAUGUCAACAAAUUUCAUAGUCGCUGUUCCAUUGAAAACAAAUAAGCCUCAAGCAUAUUGGAUUGAGAUGGGUGCAAGUUUACUAUGUGAAUGUGUAAAUCCCUAA
Molecule: messenger RNA, 4512 nt
Organism: Schistosoma haematobium
Lineage: Eukaryota; Metazoa; Platyhelminthes; Trematoda; Strigeidida; Schistosomatidae
Product: Dynein heavy chain 6, axonemal
Exons: 17
Coding region: 1-4512 (1503 amino acids)
Biological process (GO): microtubule-based movement
Cellular component (GO): dynein complex
Molecular function (GO): dynein intermediate chain binding; dynein light intermediate chain binding; minus-end-directed microtubule motor activity
Source: RefSeq, a predicted model, not a curated record